CUUCCAUGAGAGUCUUACGAGUCAAACUCCCCGAGUCCGGAUGAAGCCUGAGAUGAUUUGGUGAGCGAUGAGCAAAAAGACGUGGUCUGACUCCCGGCAGUACAAAUCCUCGAGGAAUCCGUAAGCCGACUGCAGUACAUCAAUCCGAAACCGCCACACUCACUAUUCCUUGCCGACAUGGCACCCGCACUUUGCGCCAACUGCAAAACUGAGCGGGCGCUCAUCAAGCGGCCCAAGAACCACGCGAAGCUUUGCAAGGGUUGUUUUAUCAAGCUGUUCGAGGACGAAGUGCACCACACGAUCACAUCAUCGCAACUAUUCUAUCCUGGCGAGAAGGUGGCGAUAGGAGCGUCCGGCGGCAAGGAUUCCACCGUCCUGGCCUCGGUUCUGAAGACGCUGAAUGAGCGUCACGGCUACGGACUCGAGCUGGUCCUUUUGAGCAUCGACGAAGGGAUCAAGGGCUACCGCGAUGACUCGUUGGAGACCGUGAAGAGAAACGCGGUGCAGUACGGCAUGCCACUCAAGGUGGUCGGCUACGAUGAGCUGUACGGCUGGACGAUGGACCAGGUCGUGGAGGCGAUUGGGAAGAAGGGCAACUGCACGUAUUGCGGCGUCUUCCGACGGCAGGCGCUCGACCGCGGCGCGAAGAUGCUGGGCAUCAAGCACGUGGUGACAGGCCACAACGCAGACGACGUGGCCGAGACGGUCCUGAUGAAUCUCCUCCGUGGCGACCUGGCGCGUCUCUCGCGAAGUACCAGUAUCGUGACAGGAGACAGCAGGUCGGAGGUCAAGAGAAGCAAGCCGCUCAAGUACGCUUACGAGAAGGAGAUUGUCCUUUACGCUCACUACAAGAAGCUUGACUACUUCAGUACAGAGUGCAUCUAUAGCCCCGAGGCCUUCCGUGGCAGCGCAAGAGGGCUCGUCAAGCAACUGGAGAGGAUACGGCCGACUGCCAUUCUAGAUAUCGUCCGAAGUGGGGAGGACAUGGCGCGGCUGGUACCUGGCGAGACGUCUUCUUCGUGUGCUUGCAAGGGGCAGACAAGCGCUGUUAUGGCACUUGCCGAGGACGACAUUGGCGGGUGCGGUUCACAAACCGGGCGAGCGCGUGGUGAUGAGAUGGCUGCGAUGGACAAGCAGCUCAGGGAGAACGAGGCACACGAAGGCCUUGAAAUCGAUGUCGCAAAGGCGAUGGCCAAGAACCAGAAAGAUGGAGGCCAGAAGCACCGGGAGCUUCCCCUCAGGAGCGGGGAUGGUCCGUCGAAGGGGUUCGCAAGACAGGUCCUCCGGAACUGCAAGCGUUGCGGGUACAUGUCGAGUCAAGAGAUUUGUCAAGCCUGCAUGCUCCUCGAGGGUCUGAAUAAGAAUCGAGCUCAGAUACAAAUCUAGCAUUUUACACGCUGCUAAAAGGUCCUGGGUAUCGGGCGAGGAUUUCGCCGCUGGUGAAUGUC
Thermothielavioides terrestris NRRL 8126 is the source of this 1448-nucleotide messenger RNA. RefSeq lists its product as uncharacterized. The transcript has a single exon. The record is from RefSeq and is a predicted model, not a curated record. Lineage: Eukaryota; Fungi; Ascomycota; Sordariomycetes; Sordariales; Chaetomiaceae. Gene Ontology annotation, biological process: tRNA wobble position uridine thiolation. Gene Ontology annotation, molecular function: tRNA binding. Gene Ontology annotation, cellular component: cytosolic tRNA wobble base thiouridylase complex; mitochondrion. The coding region runs from base 178 to 1386 and encodes 402 amino acids.